AUGGCGAUGUCGCGCGCGUCCUUCGCGCCGAUCGCGCCCGCUCGUCGCGCCGCCGCCGCCGCCGCGGCGGCGCGCACGCGCGCGCCGUCGUCGACGACGUUCGGGUCGAUCGUUCCGUCUCGGAAAAACAUCCAGCGUCGUCGUCGUCGCGAGACGAUGAUCCCCGUCGCCGCGUCGUCGUCGUCGUCUCGUCGUUCUCUCGUCGUCGUCGCCGGCGGCGCCGCCGCGGGCGCGGGCGGGGAGAUGGAGCUCCUCCCCCCCGUCUCGAGAGACGAAUCGUUCGAGCAAGCGCGCGUCGCGAUCGACGCGGUCGUCUCCAAGCGCGCGAAGAAGAGCGGAAAAAAACGUAAAUCCAGCGGCAAAUCCCUCGCGCAGCUCCGCGUCGCCGUCGAGCUCCCGCUCGCGUCCGACGCCCCGAGCGCGGUCUGCGCGAUGGUCAGAGGCGCGUGCGGCGGCGGGACCGUCUCCACCGCGGUGUACGGCGACCCGGAGUGCGCGACGCUCGCGGCGGGGAAGACGAAGGCGGAGAACGACGGCAUCGCGGAGCACGUCUCGUUGGACGACGCCCUCCGCGGGGACGGCUGCGACCUCGCGGUCGGGACCGGCGCGGUCGCGCUCGUGGGUGUCCCCGACGACGAGAUCGGCAAGGCGCGUCGAGUCGCGGAGCUCAGCGGCGGCAGGCCGAUCGUGGGCGUGAACGUGGAGUGGGAGCACGCCGGCGACGGCGGCGUCUCCUUCCGCGGGACGCCGGCAGCGUCGACGGCGACCCCGGACGAAACCUUCGCGAACUCGUUCAGCGUCGUGUACUCGUACCUCCCGCUCGCGAUUCAGGGCAUCGCGGGCGACACGACGGAGGGCGCGGUGUUUAAGUGCGUCAGGGGCGGCGCCCCGGAGGGGUCGCCGUGGCGCAUUCUGGUCAAAGACGACGGGAAGGAAUACCAACAGGUCGGCGCGAUGCGACGGCGGCCGGGGGCGGAGGAUCUCGAGUCCGCGCUGUACAACGCCGCGGCGGCGAAGUCGCCGGUGAACAAGGGCAUCGGCGUGUUUCGAGGGCUCGCGGAUAAGGUGAAGAACUCGAUACCGAACCCGUUAGACGGGCUCGGCGGCGGCGGGAAGAGGUAG
Messenger RNA from Micromonas pusilla CCMP1545, 1122 nucleotides. RefSeq lists its product as uncharacterized. Lineage: Eukaryota; Viridiplantae; Chlorophyta; Mamiellophyceae; Mamiellales; Mamiellaceae. The record is from RefSeq and is a predicted model, not a curated record. Bases 1 to 1122 code for a protein of 373 amino acids. The transcript has a single exon. Gene Ontology annotation, cellular component: chloroplast.